Drosophila biarmipes is the source of this 5537-nucleotide messenger RNA. RefSeq names its product kinesin-like protein CG14535. Lineage: Eukaryota; Metazoa; Arthropoda; Insecta; Diptera; Drosophilidae. Bases 314 to 3700 code for a protein of 1128 amino acids. The transcript has 7 exons. The record is from RefSeq and is a predicted model, not a curated record. Gene Ontology annotation, molecular function: microtubule binding; microtubule motor activity; ATP binding. Gene Ontology annotation, biological process: microtubule-based movement.
GUGAGUGUGUGUGCAGUGUGUUGCGCCAAGGGGAAAUCCCUUAACCCCUGACUUCAGCUAGACUCCCCUAUUGUGCGUCGUGUACAAUUAGAAGGCAUUGCCAAUCGAUUUGUGUGAAAAGCCCAAGCUAAAACUCAAAAGGUGGACGACGCCAAUCGUCGGAUAAAAAACGGAGCCCCGGAGGCCAAAAAAGGAAAUGCCCAUGUAAAGAACGGAAAAGCUUCCAAAGAGGUUCCCUUAGUUGGCAGGAAACGCAAGUGCUUCCAGCGACAAACUUCCACCGCCUACUGAGGCAACCAAUAAUCAAGGAGCCAUGGCCAGUACGUCGAAUAUGUCCCGGAACGGUGGCUUCUGUGGUGCACUGCAGCGCGCCCCCCCGCCCAUGCCCCCGAUCCUCCUCCGCCGCCUGAGCAGCCGGGAGUGCUACGGCGUGGGCAAGGUGAAGGUCAUGCUGCGGGUGGCGGAGCGGGACAGGAACUCCGGCGGACCCGAGCCGGAUUUUAUGGCGCUGGACAAGAAGAAGCGACAGGUCACGCUCACCGACACGAGGAACGCCUAUCCUCCGCCGCAGGCUGCCCAGGAACGGGCGCCCAUGGUGGCCGCACCCAAAAUGUUUGCAUUCGAUAACCUCUUCACAGGGGAGGAUAAACAGUCGGAUGUGUGUGCAUCGGCGCUGAGCGAAGUGAUACCCGCCGUGCUCGAAGGCUCCGAUGGCUGCCUGCUGGCCAUGGGAUAUCCUGGCACCGGACAGCCCCAAACGGUGCUGGGGGAUGUGGGCGGGAGUGGCAGUGGGAGUGGCAGUGGCGAGGCGUGCUCCCUGGGAGCGGCCCCCUGCGCCAUCGCCUGGCUGUACAAGGGCAUCCAGGAGCGGCGGCAGAAGGGCGGGGCGCGCUUCUCGGUGCGGGUCAGUGCCGUGGGCGUCAGUGCCACCAAGCCAGAUGCCCCCUCGCAGGACUUGCUAAUCUCGCAUGCAGCCGAAUCUGACGACUCCCCGGGGAUUUAUUUGCGUGACGACUUCCUUGGCGGUCCAACGGAACUACGUGCACCCACCGCCGAGCGUGCGGCCCUGUUUCUCGACUCUGCGCUCGCCGGACGCUUAAAAAGUUCCGGUUCCACGGGAUCCGGGAGCUCUGGAUCUGGAUGUGCCGCCCCCUUGGAGUCCGCCCUCAUCUUUACGCUCCACGUCUACCAGUACAGCCUGUCCCGCAAGGGGGGUGUCGCUGGCGGUCGCAGCCGUUUACAUAUCAUCGACCUGGGCGGGUGUGCGAAUCGCAGCGGGGGACUGCCGCUGUCGGGGAUCGGGAACAUACUGCUGGCGAUACUAUCCGGCCAGAGGCAUCCCCCUCACAAGGACCACCCGCUGACCCCGCUGCUUAAGGACUGCCUGGCCCCCAUAACCUGCCACGUGGCCAUCGUGGCCCAUGUGCGACCGGAACAGUCGUACCAGGAUGCCCUCUCCACCAUUCAAAUCGCAUCCAGAAUUCAUCGCCUGCGUCGCCGGAAACAUCGAGUUCCCAUGCCCUUGGCGGUGGGUCUGGCACAAGGACUAGGCGGCAAUGGCUCCUCGGCGGGAUCGGGGGCGGACCCCUCAAGUUCGGAAAUCUCCGCCGACACUGUCAUCUAUAUGGGACCCAAUGACGAUGCCACGGAUGGUGAGCACCCGCCCGUAUAUCUGCCAUCCCUGACUGCGGGGGAUAAUCGGGGGGUGAUGAGCAAAGCCCUCAAGGGAAGUGGGGUGGAGAAACCCACUUCGAAGUCCGCCUGCAACAGUCCCAUGAUGAUGAAAAAGGCCGUGGCGGCGGAGAAAGCCAAAAAACUACCGGGAAGCAAUACGGGCAGCCUAAAACGCCAGGCGGGAUCAGGAGCCAGCUCCUCACCAAUGAUUCCCCUCGAGCAACCUCAGCUUCAGGCAAUGGGAUCGCCCAUACCGAUACCCCGGCAUAUGGUGUCCAAGGGAUCAAUGGUACCCUCUCCCAAGGGGUCGCCGAUGCGAAGAGCUCACCCGGGAGUAGCUCUCGAACAACUUGAGGCCGGAAUGAGGAAAAUAACGGAGGAGCAGUGGAUCGAUGGACCCCGGGUUUCCCGGGCAAAAGUGGCAGAGGCCCGUCAUCUAAUGAGAGAGGUCAAUCAUGUGAAACAGUGCGAGACGUGGGUAGAUGGCCCCAAGUCCCAGUCCUGCAGAUCCCUGACAGCAGGAAACCUUCCAGCAGCCGCUGGGGGUCAGACCCAGGGUUACGGGUUUAUGGACGCCCACAAAAAGACCAUGAUUCGUCAGUGGGUGGAGAACCAGACUACGCAAGUCUUCCAAAGUACACUGUCCGCCAGUAAUUCCCCCACUGCCUUGCAUUUGAAACUCUCGCAGCUGAAGCAAAAGUCCCUGGACUUACCAGACAGACCUGCCUUCAACACGGAACCCUCCUUGGACCUCAGUCAGCCUUGCUUUGAGAGUUUACCUCUCCUGGACUCUGCUCCGCCCGACGGCGAUGAAGACGAAGACAGUGGUCCCUCGGAGGUUCCGCCCGCUCUUCCCUUGCUAGAUGACCCCCUCGGCUCCAGGGACAUUUCUCAGGAUAACCUGCACAGGCUGCUGUCGCGGCAUGUGUCCCGGGAACAGCUCCAUGAGGCUGAACUGGUGGCCAGCAGAGCGUCAUCUUCGCAUCAUCCAUCGCAGCGGAGUAUUGAUUGUGGCCUGCAAGUCACAGAGGAAGAGAUUGCCAGGACUAUGUCUAGAGAUCGGGACCACGAUCACAGUGCACAUCCCCUCUCGGCUCUGAGUCACUGCGACAACAUAUCCUUUGUGUCCAGCUUCAACAUGGCCUGCGAGUCCUUUAGCGAGUGCGGCGAAAGAGCAAGACAUCAAUUUGAUCAACUGGCCAGAUUGCACGAGAUUUUCACCUCGCAACUGGCGAUGGCCGAAGUCACGCCCUCCGCAGCCCUCUUCCGGACGGAUAUAGGGAGUGUUUUCAGUGAGCCCGUCUAUCACUUCAAUGUGGGCCAGAGCAGCGUUUGCAGUGAACCAGCUUACAGACUGACACCCAGCCCGCCGAAACAGCCGUCCCACAGUCCGAGUCAAGGGUCGCUACCCAGCUUGAAUGGCAUAAUGGAGAUAGCUGGAAUGGACGAUUAUGCCCUACUUCGCCAGCCAGACGGAGCUUCCGAUCCCAAUCUUCAGAAGGGUGAGAAACGAUUUACCCCCCAGCACGACGAUAUUUGCGAGUUGGAUGAGAAAACCAUGGCGGCGGCAGUGGGCAAGAGGAGUUCUCUGGAGGAUGCGCAGCACAAGCUGAACGAGAUCACGAAUAUAUUGCCCCUGGCCGCUCAGUCGCGACUUCCCCUGCUGCCACUAAACACCAGUUCCGAGGCCUACGACAGUGGUCACGAUUCCAACUCGACCCCGAGGACCUCCAAGCACUCGGGCAUAUCGCGGAGGGCAGAGAGUGGCUACCACAGCGUGGCAACCGUAAGGGAUUCGGAUGAGAGUAGCUUCGCGUCCGGCAUGUCCAAGGGUCAGCGGCACCGCAUCACCGUAUCGGGAGCCGGAGCAGUCACAUCGGCGGGCAUGGGAAACUACCAACGGCAGUGUCACAAGAAGCGUCAUCGGCAGGAUCACGCCGGCAACAACAAGGGUCUGUGCAAUUGGCUGCUGACGCCCUUUUCCUGCACUUAUCCGGAGACUGAGGGUGAGAUCAGCGAUUUUUAAAUAGCAAGGAAACCCCCAUCCCAGUCCGAAACCCCCACCAAAACGAAUAAACCGAGCUAGUCCAGCAUUUAAUGGCCAAAGGGAAACAAGCUAAUGUAAACCGAAAACGAGAAAUAUCAUACAAUUUUAGAAAAACACAACUAGGUUCAGGUAGAAGGAUAUGGGAUCUUUGAUAGCGACUGAUUAACUUUUACGAGGCGACGUCUGCCACAACAAGAAAAACUCACACAAAUAAAGAAAACCAACCCGAGGGAAAAAACCAUUGAGCUCUUAAGUAAUCGUAUAACUAUCCCAAUUACCUAAAUAACUCAUUAUAAUCUCGGAUGGUCUCGCAUCUGCAAGGCAGUUGGAUGUUUUUGAAAGUAACCUAUGAUCAGUUCGGUACGAAAAGUCUUCGAGAAAGUAUACAUAUCUUUGGCCCCAUCCGUACUCGAUAUUGCCCAACGAGCAUUAUUCAAUAAUCCGAUUUCUACCCAAGGACGCAGUUUGCGGAGAUAAGUGUAUGCCAUAUCUUUUCAGUAUCAUCCAAUUUCUCGAUAUUUUGUAAGUUUCGGACAUUAGGAACUGAUACUGUCUUGCAAUUGAUGGACCCUCUGAGUACGCUAUAAAUCAAUCGAAUCAAUCACUCGACUCACUCACUCACUAAGUACACGCAUAAGUUCAAACGGGGCUUUAAAUAUCUUAAGUUGCCAGCUAGCAUAAUAAAGGAUCAUCGGGACACAUAUAAAAAAUAAAGAAGCCGAGGGUAGUAAACCCAAGUUCUUUCAAAAAAGUCCCAACUAUUUCCAUUGUAACUAUAAAUAUUAAACGUAAAUAAAUUAUUAACAUAAUCAGGCUACAAUCACUAUGACUUUACAACGCAGAGAUACAUCUAUAUACAUACACCAUAUAUACAUGCAAACAUAUUUAUAUACACACUCAAUAUACAUACAAAUAUCAUAUAGCUAUUUAUUGUUUAGUUUGGGUUAUGUGUUUGGGCAGUCGAUUUAAGAUCAAGUAUGCUAAAUGUUAAAUGUUUGCUUAUUCAAACGAUUUAUUGCCAAUUAUAAGUUACCAAGUGUUUAAAUUAAUUGUUAGUUAGCUAAAGUUAUACACAUCUACUACUAAUCAAGGACAAGAGCGACAAGAACCACUCACUAUAAAGCGGAAAGGUUUUUGCACAGUAGACAAAUGUUAAACAUACAAUUUUGUUGCCAUUUUUGCCUAAAUAAACUAUGUUACAAAACGGAAACGAACAAAAUGAAAUGAAACCAAACGGAAGCAUAAAUAUCCAAAAAAUAAAUGAAUUAUAUAUUUAUCAGAGAUACAUCUACUAUAAGGAAGCGGUCGGUGGAUGAUUUUAGGAAAACCUAUUGCAUAUUCUAUAUAAGUGACAUAACAAACGUAUUUAUCAGAGCAUAAUGAAUGCACGCAAAAUGAAAGGCGCCCGGGGCACGCUAAAAUUUGUGUGCCCCCGGGAGUAGGUAAAAUGCUGUGCCGCAUUUUGCUCGUUUCGAUUCGAUCAUCCACUAUAAUUAAAAUUAUCGACAUUCCUCCAUUGCCUUUUAGUCAGCGUCAUCAGAAUAUAAACAAAGCGAAAUGUCUAAGCCAUACGAAAACACUAAUUAUAUUGCAUUAUCCAUACAUAUUUCGUACAAUUAUUCCACUUAUCAAGCGUAGUUAAUCACCCACGAAACCCGCUCUCUAUGCUUUAAAUUUUAACAUAAUCACCAAAAGCCCCACACACCCUUCUUUCAACCCAAAUGGCAGUUGCAGCCUGCAAAACCCAACCUACGUACUUAUGUGCGGUGCAUUCCAACGUACACCUAUGAUGGAGUCGUCGACUUCGGCGCUGAAU